Bombina bombina (fire-bellied toad) is the source of this 4046-nucleotide messenger RNA. RefSeq names its product methionine adenosyltransferase 2B (gene MAT2B). The transcript has 7 exons. NCBI's taxonomy places the organism in Eukaryota, Metazoa, Chordata, Amphibia, Anura, Bombinatoridae. The coding region runs from base 1645 to 2676 and encodes 343 amino acids. The record is from RefSeq and is a predicted model, not a curated record. Gene Ontology annotation, molecular function: methionine adenosyltransferase regulator activity. Gene Ontology annotation, cellular component: methionine adenosyltransferase complex. Gene Ontology annotation, biological process: S-adenosylmethionine biosynthetic process.
GAGGGGCAGUGACAGGGAGAGAGAGUGACAGCAAGAGAAAAAGCCUGAGAAAGAGUGCCAGCAAGCAAGACACCAAGUGUGACAGGGAGAGAAAGUGAUAGCAAAAGAGAGAAAAAACGUGAGAGAGAGUGACCACAAAAGAAGGCGUAAGAGAAAGUGACAGCAAAAGAGGAGAAAAAGACAGAGUGUAACAGCGAGUGUUAUAGCAUGAGAGAGGGAAAGUGACAGCAAGAGAGAGAGGGUGCAAAAGAGAAAAAGCAUGAGAAAAAAAAAGACAGAGAAGUGAGAAAGUGUGACAGGGAGAAAGACAGCAAGAGACAGAGUAAAAGUGAGGGAUAAAGGGUGAGUGACAGACAGCGAGAGAGUGACAGAGUCCGUGAGAGAUAGACAGAGCAAAAAAAAAAGCACAAUAGUGACAGCGAGACUGAGAGGGAGAGACGAGAGAGAAUGAUAGUGUGACAGCAAAAGAGAGAAAGUGACAGUGUGACAGAGAUACACAGACAGAAAGAGACAGCGACAGACAGAAAAAAAGAGAGUAAGAGAGACAGUGAUAAAGUAACAGAGAGAGAGAGACAGCGAGAUAGACAGUAACAGCGAAAGUGACAGCAAAAGUGAGAAAGCAAGAGAGUGACGGAGUGAGAGGCAGCGUGAGUAAGAGACAGAAAAAUGACAGAAAGAGUGACAGAGAAAGUGAGAUGAAAAAAAAAAAGUGACAGAGACAGGGAAAAUGUGAACGUAUGAAGAGGGACAAAGAUAGCGAGAAAAGUGACAGAGGGAGAAGCAGACAGACACACAGACAGGUGCAUGGUGUGUCUCUGACUCAGAGAAAAAGGUACAUACACAAGGAGAGAGAAUAAUGCCCAUUCAUACUACUAGCACAGCAUACUAUCUAUCAAUAACUCUUCCCCCUUCAGUCAUACACAGAACAGCUAUUACCCCCUUCCCUUCCAUAAUCCUUUGGUGUGAAUCAUAGUGUAGUGAGUAACAUUACCAGUACAUAAAAAGGUAGUUAAGGAAAUUAACUCUUUCCUGUUCUUGUGAAUUAUUUUCCAUUUUAAAUGCAAGUUUAAAAUAUACAGCUUAACAAUUCUAGCUAAAUUUCACUAAUUAUGUAAUGACUGAUACCCCCCAAACAUACAAAAAACAAUGUGUGUAUAAUUAGCAAGUUCAGUUUUACUUAUCUAGGGGAUUCCCUUUGCUCAUCUGCAGUCCCAGAUAACAGCUUAUCACCUACAAAAUAAAUAAUAAAAAAUGAAUAAAAACAAAUGUUGGGCUCUAUGUGUAAUAUUUUCCCACACCCAGUUCUUCAUGUUUCUAGCACAAAUCCAAUGCACAGAUGAGGUUCCCAGUAUUCAGAGUUGGAAAAAAAAAAGUCAAUCUACAAAUCUCUGUCUGGCUGUUAUAAAGCAGCCUCUAAUCAGCAUCUCAGCUUCAUGAAAAAACAUAUUCUUUGUCACAUUAGUGUUUCUUCCAUAUCCAGCAUAAGCCCAGACAACUCCUGGCCAAGCACACAGCUGCAGAAGUAAAACAGAAAUGCCCUAUUGAAUUUGAUUUGAGUCUCCCCCACUUCUGCUUCCUCAACUCUAUACCAUGUGAUCACUGCAGUCACGUGACUGCUGUGAUGUCAGAGGUUCCUUUAGAGGGAUGGAAUCUAGCUGCUACCGUUCUGACAUGGAAGGUCGAGAGAAACAGUUCAAGAUUCGAUUUAUGCCAGGCUGGGUAGAGAUAGUGCAGGAGGAUGUUGUUGUUCCAAGUAGACGGGUUCUAAUCACAGGUGCAACAGGUCUCCUUGGCAGAUCGGUAUACAAUGAGUUUAAGGAAAACGACUGGCAUGUGCUUGGUUGUGGCUUCAGCCGUGCUCGGCCCAGAUUUGAAUAUCUUAACUUGUUGGAUGCUGCUGCAGUGAAAGCUCUGAUCCAGGACUUCAAGCCACAUGCGAUUGUACACUGUGCAGCAGAAAGAAGGCCUGAUAUAGUAGAAAAUCAACCAGAAUCGGCCUCUAUGCUAAAUGUUGGUGCAUCUGAAAAUUUGGCAAAAGAAGCAGCUGAAGUUGGUGCAUUCCUGAUUUAUAUCAGCUCAGAUUAUGUUUUCGAUGGUACAAACCCCCCUUAUCAUGAAGAUUCUUUACCAAAUCCCCUGAACCUGUAUGGUAAAACUAAACUCGAAGGAGAGCGAGUAGUAUUACAGAAUAAUGAUGGUGCAGCAAUACUUCGAGUGCCUGUGUUAUAUGGUGAUGUUGAAAAGCUAGAAGAAAGUGCUGUAACCAUCAUGUUUGAUAAAGUUCAGUAUAGCAACAAGUCUGCCAAUAUGGACCAUUUGCAGCAAAGGUUCCCAACGUAUGUAAAGGAUGUUGCAAGGGUCUGUCUGCAGCUUACAGAGAAGCGUCUUCAGAAUCCAACCAUAAAGGGAAUAUUCCACUGGUCUGGAAGUGAACAAAUGACCAAGUAUGAGAUUGCUUGUGCAAUGGCUGAUGCAUUUAACCUUCCUAGCAGCCACCUGAGAGCAAUCACUGAUGAACCGGUAGGAGCCACUCCUCGUCCUUGGAACCCAAAACUUGAUUGCUCGAAGCUGGAGGCAUUGGGUAUCGGGCAGCGAACUCCAUUCAGAGUUGGCAUUAGGGAAUCACUUUGGCCAUUUUUAGUGGACAAGAGGUGGAGACAAACUGUCUUCCAUUAGAUAAUAUUGCUCCUUUUUUUCUUUUUUUUUCUUUAGUUAACAGAAAUUUUCUACCUUUUUGUUUUCUUAAAUAAAAUUAGUUUUGUAUGUGUGUUUAAAAAUAAAAAAACUCGGAAAUAUUGCCUAUUGUAUUAUGUUCACAGUUAAAAUUAGAUUACUUUUUGUCACAGUACAGAACCUACCAGUCCCCCCUUUAUAAUGCAACUCCUAUGUAAACAAAAAUUAUGAAGGUGGCUAUAAUUUUAUACUGUUACUAUUAAGGAGUAUUGUCAUUUGCAUGUAUAGCAUAUUGAAAGAGAGGGAUUUAUACUGUGCAGAACCAUGUGUUAUUUUUUAUUAUCUGCUUUGCUGAUCCUUAAUAGCUGUCAGUUUUAUUGUGUCACAUACCAAGACAUAAGAAGUUGUUUGCAAGCUUAUUCUGCAUUUUACAGGAUAAGAUUAUAUUCCUCUGUUUACAGCUAUCCCCAAUCCCCAAGUAGCUGAUUUUUUGUUUUUUAAAUUCUGGUAAGCAAAGUCAGUAGUUUUUGACUUCAAGGCAUAUUUUGCCAUAUGGUUUAUUAAUCUUUUCUUUUGCCAUAAAUUAUAGAUCAAAACAAAGGUAUAUUGGCUAUUCAGAUCUUAGUGACUAUUUACUUUUUUCCACAGUCCAAUAGUUUUCAAAUUAAAAUAUAGAUUAAGGACAAGUGAACAGACAUCCAUUUACAUUUUAGAAAUGUUUCCCUGAAUUUCUAACUUUGAAGAAAGUAUUUAUAAAUGGGGAUUAGCACUAAAGUUUCUGUUGCUUUUUUCGUAUUUCACUGUUAAUUUUGUUCCUUCGAUUGUGAUUAAAACCACCUGUUGGCUGGGGUGUGUAUUUAGUUUAGGAACUUGUUGUACUUUAUAUAUUAGACGAACAUCAUACAUGCAACAAAUUAUGUAUAUUUUUGAGAACUGUUCAGAAUCUAUUUGUAUAACAGGUUGAGAGGAACAAAUUUAUUUUUGUGCACUAUUAUUUGACAUAUGUCAAAUUAUUUACUCUAUUUAUUAAGCAGUCUUCUGACUAGGCAUAUUAGAUCCUUGAAGAUUCCUUACAGCCACUGUUUAUAUGGUAAAUGUGUCUUCAAGCAUCUAAAGGUGUUCCUUGACAGUAUACUAGAUACAUUUAUAUGAUCCCUAGAAUCAUAUAGCAAACUGUAAAUUAAUCAAGUUUGCAGUAGUCUAAAACACACAUUGCUAAUUAAGGUGUUGCAUAAUGAGACAUUAUGAACAAAUGACCUAUUGUCUUUCUACUUAAUGUGUUGUAAUUUUCUGAAUUUGUGUAAUCUUUAGCAUAUGUAUUUUUCAACUGGGUUUGUUGAAUACAAAAUAAAUAUAUAUUUCUGAGAUCGAAA